Molecule: messenger RNA, 1053 nt
Organism: Carcharodon carcharias (great white shark)
Lineage: Eukaryota; Metazoa; Chordata; Chondrichthyes; Lamniformes; Lamnidae
Gene: pno1
Product: partner of NOB1 homolog
Exons: 7
Coding region: 90-839 (249 amino acids)
Cellular component (GO): nucleolus
Molecular function (GO): RNA binding
Source: RefSeq, a predicted model, not a curated record
CUAUGAAUAUGCUCUAUCUCCGUCAGUGCGGGGAAAUCCGGCGAGUAACGCGGGCAGCCCCUGAGUAAAGGUCUUCAGGAAGGGCGAUCAUGGCGGCGGCGAUGGUGAGGGAGGCGGAGACAGGCCCGGAGUUAGAGCCGGCAGCCGAGUUCCUCAGCGUCGCCAAGAAGCGGAGCAAGAGAAAGAGAAAGUUGGAGUUGGAGACGGGAGCGGCAAACAUGGAGACGGAGCAGCCCCAACCCCGCAAAAGGCCCGAGUUCCCCGCCAUGUCCGGGCAGCAGCUUGUGGAUGGAAAGGAUGAAAUUCGCAAAAUAGCUGUACCUGCACAUAGAUAUACACCUCUGAAAGAAAAUUGGUUAAAAAUCUUUACCCCGAUUGUUGAACACUUGCAGCUACAAGUGAGAUUUAACUUGAAAACUAGAAAUGUUGAAAUCAAGACUUGUAAAGACACACAAGAUAUAGGUUCACUUACGAAGGCUGCAGACUUUGUAAAGGCCUUUGUUCUUGGUUUCCAAGUGGAGGAUGCCUUAGCAUUAAUUCGGUUGGAUGACCUAUUCCUAGAAACAUUUGACAUUACAGAUGUGAAGCCAUUAAAGGGUGAUCAUCUUUCCAGAGCAAUAGGACGAAUAGCUGGCAAAGGAGGAAAAACUAAAUUUACAAUAGAAAAUGUAACAAGAACAAGAGUAGUUCUUGCUGACUCGAAAGUCCACAUCCUUGGAUCUUUUCAGAACAUUAAGAUGGCUCGGACAGCAAUUUGCAACCUUAUUCUAGGGAGUCCUCCAUCUAAAGUUUAUGGCAAUAUCCGAGCAGUAGCAAACAGAGCAGCAGAGCGCUUCUGAUUCUGCAGUGAAUUCGUACAAUUCAAAUCAAGUGACUAUGGUUUGGAAGUAUAGAUUGGUCUGAUGGCUGAAUGAGUAGCCCCAGUGUUUUUAAUUACCUAGAUCAAUUUUCCUAAUGUACUGGUAUUGACUAUAAAUCUGUAUUGAAUAAAUCUAUAUUGACCUUCAUGAAAAAUGGGACUGAACUGAAAUAAAUUAUUAAAUGUUUUAUGUA